Molecule: messenger RNA, 3528 nt
Organism: Sycon ciliatum
Lineage: Eukaryota; Metazoa; Porifera; Calcarea; Leucosolenida; Sycettidae
Exons: 1
Coding region: 1-3528 (1175 amino acids)
Biological process (GO): DNA integration
Molecular function (GO): nucleic acid binding
Source: RefSeq, a predicted model, not a curated record
AUGAUUGGCGUCGACAAUGCCGAGCUUCACCGUGCGUUGUAUGAAGUGUCUGGACCAGCCGGAGAGCCCAUCGCGCGUCUCACACCUCUCGGAUGGACCUGCGUCGGAGCAGGGGUUAGCCGUGGCGGGGGCACAAACCACUGCUGCAGCGCUAUCAUCGCCAGCAGCGAGACCCUUCUGAGUGUGGAUAAGACUUUGCGACAGUUCUGGGAAAUUGAGCAAGUGACCAGCCCAGAACACCCCAUGUCACCGGAAAACCUGGACGUCCUGACAGCGACAAAGAAACGAAUGACGUUCACCAAUGGUCGCUACUGUGUCGGGAUGCCAUGGCGGGCAGAUGCAUCACGGCCCACCAACAAUUACGACAUGGCAGCGAAGAGACUUGCGCAAACACAGAAGAGGCUGAAACGGGUCCCAGAAGUUGCAGAGCGCUAUGCAGAGACCAUUGAGAGUUACGUGAGAAAAGGGUACGUGGUGAAGGUGAAUGCAAACCCACAUGAAGCAGGAUCGUGGCUCCUUCCACACUUCCCGGUUGUCCGACUGGACAAAAGUACGACGAAAGUUCGCAUUGUGUUCGACGGGUCAGCUAAGCAUGAUGGCACCGCCCUCAAUGACCUGCUGCACACCGGUCCGAAGUUACAACGUGAUCUAUCGGCUGUUCUGCUCAGAUUUCGGCGGCAUCCGAUCUGCAUUGGCUGUGAUGUUACGGAGAUGUAUCUACAGGUUGAAGUCAGAAAAUCAGAUCGGCCAUAUCUGAGAUUCCUGUGGAAUACAGACUCGCAGUCAGCUCCAGAUGUGUACGAAUUCAACCGGGUGGUAUUCGGUCUGAACUGCUCCCCGUUCUUAGCGCAACUGGUCGCGCGAGAGCACGCUAAGACACUAGAUCCAGAAUUCGCCCGUGCAGCCGAGAUGAUGCUCGAAUCAACUUACAUGGACGACGGUAUGGACUCAGUCUCUACAAUUGCCGAGGGUGUGGCCCUGUACAAGAGUGUGACAGCAGCAUGGAAGGGAGCAGGCAUGGCAGUGAGGAAGUGGCUGUCGAAUGCUCCGGAGCUGUUGGGUCACAUACCCAGAGAGGAUCAGGCAACGCAACUCAGCCUGAACGGAGACGGCCCAUCCCAGAUUAAGACUCUAGGGAUCAGUUGGUUGAGCGACAGCGACAUGUUCAGCUUUCAGGCUGUCAUACCACCUGACGAUAUGAUGAUGACGAAGAGGAACAUCCUCCGAAAGAUCGCGACGAUCUUCGACCCGCUAGGAUUUCUGGCACCGGUGAUCAUCCGUGCCAAGAUACUGAUGCAAGAGAUCUGGGCUAGCGGUGCAACUUGGGACGAAGUGCUUCCCGUCGAACUGAGCUCACGUUGUAGACAGUGGUUCCAGGAUCUCCUUGCACUGAGCUCAAUUCAAGUGCCACGCUGCUUGCAGGCCAUUGCAGGCGCUACACCGCAAGAUGUCGAGCUUCACGUAUUUGGCGACGCAUCAGAGUUAGCGUAUGGUGCCGUCAUCUACCAACGUAUCCGCUACGCCUCCGGCGAGAUCAGCACCGUAUUUGUGUCUGCUAAGUCACGAGUUUCGCCAACUACCGCCACAAGCAUCCCACGGCUCGAAUUGAUGGCUGCUGUGCUGGGAGUCGAAAUGGCCAACGAAGUAGCCAAGGUGUUGCAGAUCAACCCGCAGAACAUCAUCUACUGGACUGACAGUAUGGACGUGAUCUGGUGGAUCCGUGGCCGGAGUCGCUUGUUCAAGACGUUCGUUGCCAACAGAGUGAGCACGAUUCACCAGGCAAGCAGCCCAGAUCAAUGGCGGUAUGUCCCUACGGCAGAGAACCCGGCUGAUAUUGUGUCGAGAGGAUGCGCCCCAACAUCGCUCACGCCGGACAGUAUGUGGUGGACCGGUCCUAGCUUCAUGGCCAAGCCGUCUGAUGACUGGCCAGUACGACAGUUACCUACAGCCCAAGCAAAGGAAACAAAGUCCAUGAAGGAGACCGUUCUGAUGAGCAGCACUGAGACGGGUACUGAUGAUGAGGGCACAGGCGCAACGGAGCCCAGUGUUUGGCGACUGGAACCGCAGCGAUACUCUGAUUUGGAGCGCUUGAUUCGUGUGCAGGCGUGGGUGAUGAGAUUUCUUCACAACGCUCGAGCGCCACAUGAACGCCGCGAACUGGGUGAAUUGACAGUGGACGAAUUGAGUGAGUCUGAGUUGAUACUGGUGAAAUCAGCGCAAGAGUCUGAGUUCCGAGAUGAGAUCAAGGCCAUCAAGAAGGGACAACCUGUGAGUUCCCAGAGCAAGAUUGCAGCACUCCAUCCACAGUUAGAUGACAGUGGUUUGCUGCGUGCAAGGAGUCGACUUCAGUACGCGGACUUCUUGCCCUCUGACACGAUCUCACCGAUCAUCCUUCCCAGGACGCAUCCAACGACUAAGCUUGUGAUCACGCGGAUCCAUGGCAACGGUCAUCACGCACUCGGCAACAAUCAAGUUCUGAACGAGUUAGUAAAGCGGUUCUGGGUUGUCGGUGCACGCGAAGCAGUCAAGGAAGUGGAUCGUCAAUGUCCUGAAUGCCAACGCCGAAAGGCCAAGCCUGCUAAGCAGCUCAUGGCGCCACUGCCAACACUCCGGAUUGAACCCGGCACCCGUGCGUUUGAAAGGGUUGGAAUCGACUUUGCAGGACCGAUGUACACCAAGCAGGGACGCCGAGCGCAGGCAAAGAGAUGGCUGUGCAUCUUCACCUGUCUUGCCACACGCGCUAUCCACAUCGAAGUAGCGUAUGGUCUUGAUACUGGAAGCUUUCUGAACUGCUUCUUCCGAAUGGUCGGACGACGUGGCGCCCCACACGAGGUGCUCACUGACAAUGGCACGAACUUUGUUGGUGCAGUAACCGAGCUACGCGAGUUGAGAAGAGAACUGGACGAGAAGAAGAUCAUCAAGGCAACCAACGGUCAACGGAUUCAGUGGCACUUCAACCCACCCGCAGCACCGCACUUCGGAGGACCAUUUGAGGUCAUGGUGAAGGCUGCCAAACGAGCACUGUACGCCAUUCUGAAGUCAGGUGACAUCACAGAUGAGGAGUUAGUGACGGCAACGAUUGGAGCAGAACACCUGAUCAACAGUCGGCCCUUGACAACGGUAUCUUCAGAUGCCAGAGACUGUACUCCUAUCUCUCCAAGUGACUUGCUGCUAGGCGACGCGAGCCACAGUAUUGAUGUACCCGGUGAUGACCCAGCAGCUAGCCUGAGGAGACGCUGGAGACGAGUCCAGGAGCUGGUCAGACAUUUCUGGGCAAGAUGGAUGCAAGAAUGGCUGCCCAUGCUGAGUGGUCGUGCCAAAUGGAAGAAACCCUACAACAACGUGCAAGUCGGUGAUGUCGUUAUCCUACUCGCCAAAGACACACCACGUGGUCAGUGGCAGCUGGGACGAGUUGUCGAUGUUCACCCAGGACGUGACGGGCUGGUACGAGUCGUGGACGUGAAGGUGAAGAACACCACGCUACGUCGCCCAAUAAGCAAGAUCUGCCCGCUGGAAGCAUGUCAGUGA